ACCCAAAGAUCGAGUUUCCUUAACCAGAACCCCCACACGACACCGUUUCACCAAUUCACAUUCCUUCAUGUCUGCAAAUGCACCCCUAUUCCACAAAAAUCGGAACAACAACAAUAACAACAAUAAUAAUCACAAUCAUCAUUCAAUAAAACCACCGAUCACACCCCCAAUUCCCCAAUCUCACACCCACCCAAUUCCCCAAUCCCAAUCCCAUCAAUGAAAAACCCUAAUCUUGUCCAGUGAGACAGAGAGAGUCAUUGUCGAUGCACGAAUAUAAUAUUCUGGAUCUCAAUUGGUAUCUUCGAGUCGUCAUCACAGGGUUUGUGGUUGUUUGUGGGUUGAUUUACUCAGUCAAGACUGCUGCAAAGUACUUUUUGGUUGACGGAGAUUACGAUUCCAAUUCCAAUUCCAAUUCCAAUUCCAAUUCUCAAUCUUUCUCAGAGUCUGACAGGGGGGUCUCUCGUUCGUUGUCGUCCAUGAUGCCGGGGCUUGUUGCUGUUGGGGAUUCGUGUGCUGUUUGUGGGAGUUUGACCAGUAAACAUUGUGCCAGAUGUAAAGCGGUUCGAUAUUGCUCAGAAGCGUGUCAAAGAUCUCACUGGAAAUCUGGGCACAAGGAAAAAUGUGAAGAAUUUCGGCUGUCCCGCAGCUCAAGUUUGGAAGGAAGAAGAAACUCUACUGGUGUUGCACUAGUUCCCGGGGCUAGGAAUACUACACAGAUAAAAAAGAUCCUUUUUCCUUAUGACAAAUUUGUGGAGCUCUUUAACUGGAAGAAUCAAAGCUAUCCUCCUUGUGGGCUUCUGAAUUGUGGAAACAGCUGUUUUGCCAAUGUAGUUUUACAAUGUUUAGCAUACACUCGACCACUUGCUGCAUAUUUGCUUGAGAAAGGCCAUCGGAGGGGAUGCCGGCGAAACGAUUGGUGCUUCUUGUGUGAACUUCAAGCUCAUAUGGAAAGAGCGUGCCAAAGUAAUCACGCGUUCUCACCGAUUAAUAUUUUAUCACGAUUGCCUAAUAUUGGUGGAAAUCUCGGCUAUGGGAAACAAGAAGAUGCGCACGAAUUCAUGAGGUUUGUCAUUGACACUAUGCAAUCGGUUUGCCUUGAUGAAUAUGGCGGCGAACGAGCUGUGCAUCCUAGCGCUCAGGAGACGACUCUUAUUCAACAUAUUUUUGGGGGUCGCCUUCAGUCUCAGGUGAUCUGUACAAAAUGCAAUAAUGUCUCGAAUCAGUUUGAAAAUAUGAUGGAUUUGACUGUUGAAAUUCAAGGGGAUGCUGCAUCUCUUGAGGAAUGCUUAGAUAAAUAUACAGCCAAAGAAUGGCUUGAAGGCGAUAAUAAGUACAAAUGUGACGGAUGUAAUGACUAUGUCCUAGCAUGGAAACGACUAAAUAUUAACAUGGCUCCAAAUAUUCUCACCAUUGCGUUAAAAAGGUUUCAGAGUGGGAGGUUUGGGAAACUUAAUAAGAGGGUGACAUUCCCGGAAAGUUUAGAUCUCAGUCCUUACAUGAGUGAAGAUGCUGAUGGCAAUGAUAAAUACAAGUUAUAUGCGGUUGUUGUCCAUGUCGACAUGCUGAAUGCAUCAUAUUUUGGACAUUACAUUUGUUAUACUAAGGACUUUUCUGGCAAUUGGUACAGGAUUGAUGACUGCAAGGUUGAAUCAGUUGAGCUGGAUGAAGUGCUCUCACAGGGAGCUUAUAUGCUUCUGUAUAGCAGAGUUUCCGCCAGAGCUUCAUGCUUAAAUCCUAUCGAAGAAGCUUCUAAAAAAGAUGACCUUCAAACGCCAGACAUAUCCCAAGAAAAGAUGCCUAUUGUAACCCAAUCGGUUGACUGCUCGUUGACUUCCGAAUCACUUGAUGCCACUGAAAAAUGCAAAACUGUGAUGCAUGCUAACGACUCAUCAGCAAACAUCUCUACAUCUCAAAGUUCAUCAUCCAAUAGCGACAUGGACAUUGACACAGUAGAUUCACAGACCGGUUUUUCCGUUUCAAGGGAAAACGGAGAGUGUAGCAAUGAUCGUACAGUCGCCAUUGAAAACGAAACCGAAGCAACUGUCAGUGAGGAUAUCGAGGGUAAAAUGGGAAACUUAUCUUUUAGUUUGAGCAACGGUGGAGAAGCUAACGAUAUGGAUUCUAUAAAUCUUGAAUCUACACCCGAGAAACCACCCGUGAGGCCUGCUGUAGAAGAUGAAUCUGAAAAACCGUUAAAGACAAGCGUCUCUGGAGCAAAACUGAAGCCAUUGAUCUCGUCGGGUUUCCUCAGUAGACGACCUCGGAAGGUUAUGGUUAAAAAAGACGAAAAAGCCCUCGAAAGUGAAAAUGGAGGUUCGAAGAAUAACAAUAACGGUAUCCUGGAGUCAAAUACUGAAUCUAGGGUGGUUGUAAAUGGAGUUUAACAUAAUUUAAGUUCUAAUGAUAAUAUUAAGGUUCCUGUGUUUGAGAAAAUUUGGGAAUAUAGAAGUCUCAGGGGCAGGGGAUAAGUUAUGCUUUGGUUAAUAUAGCAGCAGCAGCAGCAGCAGCAGGAGGAGGAUAAAACAGUAAUUUGUUAGAUUUGAGGUACAUUUUUUUUUUUUGUUUUUUUUUAUAAUGAUUUGGUUUCAUUCUUAAAGGGUAUGUAAUGUAUGGUACAUCUCCAUUUAAACUGAAUAAGAACAGACUUCCUCUGCAUUUUCACUCCUUUUAUUUCUACCUUUAUAUUAUAUGUAUGGCCUCGAUGUCGUUUUGAUAA
Molecule: messenger RNA, 2716 nt
Organism: Helianthus annuus (common sunflower)
Lineage: Eukaryota; Viridiplantae; Streptophyta; Magnoliopsida; Asterales; Asteraceae
Product: ubiquitin carboxyl-terminal hydrolase 18
Exons: 11
Coding region: 264-2384 (706 amino acids)
Biological process (GO): protein deubiquitination
Cellular component (GO): cytosol; nucleus
Molecular function (GO): cysteine-type endopeptidase activity; cysteine-type deubiquitinase activity
Source: RefSeq, a predicted model, not a curated record